Molecule: messenger RNA, 1048 nt
Organism: Clupea harengus (Atlantic herring)
Lineage: Eukaryota; Metazoa; Chordata; Actinopteri; Clupeiformes; Clupeidae
Product: arachidonate 12-lipoxygenase, 12R-type-like
Exons: 6
Coding region: 165-998 (277 amino acids)
Biological process (GO): lipid oxidation
Molecular function (GO): iron ion binding; oxidoreductase activity, acting on single donors with incorporation of molecular oxygen, incorporation of two atoms of oxygen; protein binding
Source: RefSeq, a predicted model, not a curated record
GUGAAGUGCAGAGUGGUCUGUUUUUAUUCCACAAGGUGGAUUACUGUUAGGUGACAAACUGGAAGUUAUUAUUUGAAAGCAACUGUCAUUUCUAUAGGUAUAGGUUGAGGGUGGACAUAUCUGUCAGUUAGUCAGGAUUGUGAUUCUGUACACUGGAACUCAGCAUGGUGGCAUACAAGGUUACCGUGACGACUGGAGAUUUGUUACUAGAUGGCACACGCGAUCAUGUCUUCAUCAUCCUCUAUGGAACGGAGGGAAAGAGUGAGCGCAAGAAACUCAAUGAUGCCCCGGAGCUGGGCAGUGGUGUGGAAAAGCAGUACAAUGUGGAGUGCCCCGCCUCCCUGGGUAAGGUGAUUAUGAUUGGCUUGGACAAGGAGGCAUAUCUCUUCUUGCCAGAUGAUGAUUUGUUCUGUGUAAUGGUGAAAGUGGAGACGCCCGAGAAUGAAACACUACAUUUCCCAUGCUACUCGUGGGUCAUGGAAAGACAGCUCCUACUGGUUCGUGAGGGGAAAGCAAUGACUCGGAAGAAUGACACAAUUCCUGCCCUUUUGGAGCACCGGCUAAAAGAGCUGGAGGUGCGAAAACAACAAUAUGAGUGGAAAGAGCUAGUGGAGGGUCUACCUCACUGCUUGGCACUAGACAACACUGAGGCACUUCCUGCUGAGGUCCGUUUCUCCCUUGACAAGCGCAUGGACUUCCUGCUCACCGCUAAGACCACGAUUGCUGAACUCAAGAUUAAAUUCCUAGCUAACAGCAGGAAGCCAUGGGGCAAGCUGGAGGAUAUAGCACAGGUCUUCUGGUUCAACAAGACCAAAACAUCUGACUAUGUGCGUCAACACUGGAAAGAGGACGAGUUCUUCGGGUACCAGCUUCUCAACGGCGCCAACCCCAUGAUGAUCCAACAAUGCCAGGAGCUUCCACAAAAGUUUGCGGUCACUGCCGACAUGGUGCAACCCUUUCUGGAAGGAAGUGUGCUACCAGUAGAGUUACAGGUAUGAAAGAAGUAUGCUACCAGUAGAGUUACAGGUAUGAAGGAAGUAUGCUACCA